CAGAAUAUAUCUCGGCCGCCGCUCGCUCCCUCUCCCAAAUUAAACGUUUCUCUCUUAUUGGAAGGUUAGUGAUAAUCCAUCCAAAAAUGAGGCAAGAAGAUUUGUUCAGAUACCUUCCACCAGAAAUUUUCAUUGAUAUCAUAUUGAGACUCUCUCCCGAAAUCAUUUUAACUUGCAAAUGUGUAUGCAAAGCAUGGCUCGAUCUCAUUGAGAGUGACGUUUUUCACAAGUCUCAUCCCUCCGCCCUAGUUGUCUCAAUGCCAGUCGAGGAUUCAAAUUGGUUCAGUGUUGUCAAAUUGGAAGACGAGCACAAGCAGGAUGAUCUAAUUGCUGAAUUUAAUUUCCCUCAAGCAUCAACAAUAUUAGGUUCUGUCAAUGGUUUGCUUUUACUAAAAAAUGAUGCUAGAGAUCUUUAUGUAUGUAAUCCAUUCACCUAUGAAUUUGUUGAGUUUCACGGGCCUCGUAAUUCUACGUACGCUGGAUGGAAAGAAUCUUAUGGAUUUGGAGCGAGUAAAAUGAGCGGACAAUAUAAGGUUGUCUGUCAUGACUAUGCAUAUAAAUUUCGUGUAUACACUCUUGAAGCGGGGUCUUUGUGGAGAGGAGUUGAAGCCUCCAUACCCUUGUUUGAUCUAAUCUAUAGCUCCGUUGGUUCAUUUGUUAAUGGCAAUCUCCAUUGGUUGGUAUCAUAUAGGAGAGGAAUGCCUUAUGUUUGUUGCUUUGAUCUCGAGACCGAAUGUUUUAGCACUUUCUCCGUGCCUCCUAAUAGAAAAAGAAUCAAGGAGAAGUUGUGCACUUUAGGGGAUUACUUGUGUUUUUAUGAUGAUGAAGGAUGUUGUAAUGCUACCAUCUGGUUGUUGAAGGAAUAUGAACAAGCGGAUAAAUGUUGGAUCCAGGCGCUUUUUAUACUACUCCAACAAGAGUGGAAAGGUUAGAGAAAUUGAUUCGUUACGUGAAAUGUGUGAUUCGUUUCAACCAGUGUGGUAUGCUGAUGAAUACCAAAUCAACUCAAUUUGUCUGACUCCAAGUUAUCUCCCCCUCAAAAGAGUUUUUUUGGGUAUGGAGAAUAUAAUCUCAUUUUGAGUUUUAGGCUUUU
Messenger RNA from Salvia hispanica, 1093 nucleotides. The record is from RefSeq and is a predicted model, not a curated record. NCBI's taxonomy places the organism in Eukaryota, Viridiplantae, Streptophyta, Magnoliopsida, Lamiales, Lamiaceae.